Messenger RNA from Euleptes europaea (tarantolino), 1654 nucleotides. RefSeq names its product neuropilin and tolloid like 2 (gene NETO2). The coding region runs from base 11 to 1543 and encodes 510 amino acids. The record is from RefSeq and is a predicted model, not a curated record. The transcript is spliced from 8 exons. Gene Ontology annotation, molecular function: protein binding. NCBI's taxonomy places the organism in Eukaryota, Metazoa, Chordata, Lepidosauria, Squamata, Sphaerodactylidae.
GUGCGCGGAGAUGGCUCUGGACAAGGUCUACUCGGUGCUGGAAGUGUUCUUAAUAACUAUACUGGUGGUGGAAGGAAUUGCUGUGGCACAGAAGACUCAAGGUGGGCAGAAUAUUGGAGGCAACCGUGUGGCAUCUACCCAGUGCAGUGACUGGGUACGAACAAGCAAUGGAGGCCACUUCACAUCACCGAACUUCCCUAAUUUGUAUCCACCCAACCAGGAGUGUGUCUAUAUUUUAGAAGCUGCCCCACGCCAAAGGAUAGAACUGACCUUUGAUGAACCGUACUAUAUAGAGCCCUCAUUUGAAUGUCGAUUUGAUCACCUGGAGGUUCGCGAUGGACCUUUCGGCUUCUCCCCACUUAUUGAUCGCUACUGUGGUCCAAAAAGUCCUGCCCUAAUUAGAUCUACAGGGAGGUUUAUGUGGAUAAAGUUUACAUCAGAUGAGGAGAUCGAAGGAGGGGGAUUUAAAGCAAAAUAUUCAUUUAUACCAGACUGCCAGUUUGAGCUCUCUGGUGCUGACGGGAUUGUGCGUUCCAGUCAAGUAGAACAGGAAGAGAAAACAAAGCCCGGGCAAGCCAUUGACUGCAUAUGGACAAUUAAGGCUACUCAAAAUGCCAAGAUUUAUUUGAGGUUUCUGGACUACCAAAUGGAGCAUUCAAAUGAAUGCAAGAGAAACUUUGUGGCUGUGUACGAUGGAAGCAGCUCCAUUGAAAACUUGAAAGCAAAGUUUUGCAGCACCGUGGCAAACGACGUGAUGCUUCAGACUGGAAUCGGGGUGGUGCGGAUGUGGGCCGAUGAAGGCAGUAGGCUAAGCAGAUUCAGAAUGCUCUUCACAUCAUUUGUGGAUCCUCCUUGCUCAGGCAGUACCUUCUUUUGCCAUAGCAACAUGUGCAUCAAUAAUUCUCUAGUCUGCAAUGGCAUUCAAAACUGUGCAUAUCCUUGGGAUGAAAACCACUGCAAAGAAAAGAAGAAGACGGGACUAUUUGAGCAAAUCACCAGAACCCAUGGGACAAUAAUUGGGAUUACUUCAGGGGUUGUCUUGGUUCUCCUCAUCAUCUCAAUCCUGGUGCAGGUUAAGCAGCCACGGAAGAAGGUGAUGGCAUGCAAAACCACUUUCAACAAAACUGGCUUCCAGGAGGCGUUCGACCCUCCUCAUUACGAGCUCUUCUCAUUGAGAGACAAAGAGAUUUCUGCCGACUUGGCAGACCUGUCCGAAGAACUCGAAAACUACCAGAAAAUGAGGCGAUCUUCGACCGCUUCCAGGUGCAUUCACGACCACCACUGCGGCUCUCAAGCCUCUGCGGUGAAGCAAAGCAGGACCAACCUCAGUUCGAUGGAACUCCCUUUCCGCAAUGAUUUUGCACAGCCUCAGCCAAUGAAGACCUUUAAUAGCACCUUCAAAAAAAGUAGUUAUACUUUCAAACAGGGUCACGAGUGCCCGGAACAGGUCAUAGAAGACAGGGUGAUGGAAGAGAUCCCGUGCGAAAUCUACGUGAGGGGUCGAGAGGACGUGGCGCAGGGCUCCUUGUCAAUGGACUUCUAGUCUCAUUUCAAAAGUGAGAUGAGUGUAUGUAAAUAUUAUAUAUAUAUAUAUAAUAUAUAUAUAUAUAAAGUUAUAAUUUUCAUGUACAUAAAUGUAUCAUAUGGGAUUUGG